AUGUCGAGCACAACCGUCACCCUCACCGAGACUCGGCCUCAGCCAAUGACGGCCGACACCAUCCUUCGCCUGUUCCCCGACAUCGACACCAGCUCGGAGGCUCUUUCCGGUCACGAUGAGGAGCAGAUUCGGCUGAUGGAUGAGGUCUGCAUCGUGCUCGAUGACAACGAUGUGCCUGUUGGCAAGGCUAGCAAGAAGCUCUGCCAUUUGAUGUCCAACAUCGACAAGGGAUUGCUGCACCGAGCCUUUUCCGUCUUUCUGUUCAACAGCAAGAACGAACUGCUUCUGCAGCAGCGUGCCUCGGAGAAGAUCACUUUCCCCGACAUGUGGACCAACACAUGCUGCUCGCACCCGCUCGCGGUUUCGGGUGAGACUGGCUCGACGCUGCCAGACGCCGUUGAGGGCGUCAAGCGAGCCGCCCAGCGCAAGCUGGAACACGAACUCGGCAUCAAGAAGCAGCAGGUCCCCCUUGAAAAGUUUCGAUUCCUCACACGGAUCCACUACAAGGCUCCCAGUGACGGCCAAUGGGGAGAACACGAAAUCGAUUACAUCCUCUUCAUCAAAACUGAGGUCGACCUCGACAUCAACCGGAAUGAAGUCCAGGCUACUCAAUAUGUGGGCGCCGAUGAGCUCAAGAAACUCUUCCAAGACCCGUCCCUGAAGUUUACACCGUGGUUCAAGCUCAUCUGCCACUCGAUGCUGUUUGAGUGGUGGGAGAACCUUGACUCUGGUCUCGAAAAGUACACCGACGAGCAGCAAAUUCGGCGCAUGUAA
Messenger RNA from Ustilaginoidea virens, 774 nucleotides. RefSeq lists its product as uncharacterized. Gene Ontology annotation, molecular function: isopentenyl-diphosphate delta-isomerase activity. NCBI's taxonomy places the organism in Eukaryota, Fungi, Ascomycota, Sordariomycetes, Hypocreales, Clavicipitaceae. The record is from RefSeq and is a predicted model, not a curated record. The coding region runs from base 1 to 774 and encodes 257 amino acids. Gene Ontology annotation, cellular component: cytoplasm. The transcript has 3 exons. Gene Ontology annotation, biological process: isopentenyl diphosphate biosynthetic process; isoprenoid biosynthetic process.